Molecule: messenger RNA, 1054 nt
Organism: Sitophilus oryzae (rice weevil)
Lineage: Eukaryota; Metazoa; Arthropoda; Insecta; Coleoptera; Curculionidae
Exons: 2
Coding region: 151-771 (206 amino acids)
Source: RefSeq, a predicted model, not a curated record
GACUAUUGAUAAAUAAAAAAUAUUGAUUUAUAUUAUUUUGUACUCCAACUUUGAUUGUCUAGCACUUGGCGAUCGUACGUAUUCUCACUGUGUUAUUAACUGACUUACCCGUGUUUGCUUUUUGAAUUUGUUGUGUACCUUAAAGUAAAAAUGAAUACAUGUAAGACAUGCAAUAAAUCUUUCACAAAAAAACAAAUGGAAGAUCAUUUGGCAUCCAACAGUCAUAUAAGUAUGGUUAAAAAAAUGUUUUGUCAUUUUUGUAGUCUUCAGUUCAGGUCAGCGUCUGAAUACAGUAUUCACCAAACAGAAUCCACGCAACAUCAAAUCAAAAUCAUUGAAAGAAAAACAGAUCAUCCUCUGUUCAAGAUCAAGCCUGAUAACCUGAUUGAAGAAGUAGACCUAGAAUUAAAAAAAAUAGCUUAUUACUUAUAUUAUUCAAGUGCAUUUCCAUACGAAGUCAGUUUGGAGUAUCUAAAAUGUUAUCACAAGAAAAUUAGUUCGAAAAACAACUGGGGGCACAUCGAAGUUGGUAUUCUUAUUAGCUCUCUACUACGCAUCUUCAGAGAAGACCUAAAAAAUUUAAAAAGCGAUGAGGGUGCGAACCGAACUAGGAUUGAACUUUUGACUAAAAUAGUAGCUUUCACAGUUCUAAUUCGAAAAAUGUGUUAUAAUGCAAAGGAGGAAGAUUGGAUUCGUGAAAAUCUUCUGAAGGCUGUAACAACCUGGAACAAACAUUUAGAUGAGGUUAUCCAAGAGAAUGGUUUAGUAUAGUCUGUAUUUCUCGACAAAUAGUUUAUUUGUCUCGAAAAAUAAUAUAAUAUCUAUAUAGUAUGUCAAAUAUUUUAUUUCUAUUCUAAAAAAAUACUUGGACGAAUAAUAUUUAUUGUGUAAAAAAUGAAUUAGCCAUUUUAAUGUUCCAAACAUAUCAGAAAUUAUCAGAUACUUAAAUAUAAUUAAGAUAUACAAGGUUUCUAAUUGCGUUUAGAUUUAUUUAUAAUUAAGUAUAUUGAAGUGUAUGUACCGGGUGGCCAACUAAGAAUGGAUGCCGGCUGUA